This is a messenger RNA of Adelges cooleyi (spruce gall adelgid), 636 nucleotides long. Its product is annotated as phospholipid-transporting ATPase ABCA3-like. The record is from RefSeq and is a predicted model, not a curated record. The transcript has 3 exons. Lineage: Eukaryota; Metazoa; Arthropoda; Insecta; Hemiptera; Adelgidae. Bases 1 to 636 code for a protein of 211 amino acids. Gene Ontology annotation, molecular function: ATP binding; ATP hydrolysis activity.
AUGAAGGACAGUGAACCGAAAAAUAUUGCUUUAUUUUCAAAAAGUAAACAAAAUAUGAAGUCUAUCGAUGAGCCACUGCCUUGGAUGAAAAUAGCUAUCAAAAUUAUAAAUUUGCACAAGCGUAAUAAACUGCAUAAUAUAAUUAAAGGUCUUCAUAUGAACGUAUAUAUGGGUCAUAUAACUGUGUUAUUGAGUCCCAAUUUAAUAAACGUAAUUACAAUAUUACAAAUUUUAACCGGCAUGGUUCAAGCUUCUUAUGGUAAAAUAAUUGUACAAGGAACAAACGUUCUACAAUACUCCAAUAAAUUUAAACAACUCCUCGGAUUUUCUAUAGACGUAAAUGCCUUGUUUAACAGUUUGAGUGUUAAGGAACACUUAAUGUUUUUUUCAAUACUCAGGGGAAUGACCGUGAAGAAAGCAAAACAUGAGACUUUUAAUUUAAUUACAUUUUUGAAUUUACAAAACCAAGCAAGUUGCACUCCGGGCAUGUUAUCAUUGGGUAUAAGAAAAAGACUAUGUUUAGCAAUAUCACUUAUUGGAGAUCCAGAGUUUUUAAUACUCAAUCAACCUACUGAACACGUAGACUCGGAAUCAACCAAGCAGUUACGAGAUAAAAUAAUUGUAAUGGUCUUAUAA